AAAAAAAAAAAAAAGAUUUACACCCCACGCUUUCUCUUCUUUACUUUCCCGAAUUUCUUUUAGAUUCUUUUUAAAAGCUUCUUUUCUUUAUGAAGUCGUACCGGUCGACCUCGACCAUCUUCGGUUUAGCGCUGUUCGCACUGGUGGCCUUGUACUGGUCACAGUCGACAGUCCUUGAUACGACCGAGUCCAAUCCCAGUGUUGAUUUUGAAUUUCCAGAAAUUGUGAAUCCACAAGAGCCAUUUGAAGAUCUACGGCGUCGCUACUUAACGCUUAUUUCUGAAGCCAACGAAUACAGUGUCGCCCACCCACCUAUUCGCAAGCGGUCUUGGCAAGACCGUGUCGACCAUAUCCAUGCCAACGCGCUUCACCACUAUUACACGCUGGAUAAACAUGAAUACCGAACGGCACUCUGGGAAGAUAUUGGCGAGCUGACUUCGUCCAACCUCACAGCCACAUUCUAUCGAAUUGGUAGUUUGGCUCAAGCUUGGGCUACUCCGUCCGGCCCUCUCUAUCACAACCAAGAGCUGUUAGUGGAUGUCCUGACUGCCUUGCGCUGGCUCGUGGAGCGUCAUUAUAAUCCCAACAUCAUUCGAGUGGGCAAUUGGUGGGAUUGGCAGAUUGGCAUUCCUUAUCAGAUUAACGACCUGGUCGCUUUGUUUUACAAUGUCAUGGACGCCGAUCUUCGAACUGCGCUCACCGCGGCUUCCAGAUACUUUAUUCCUGAACCUAUCAAAACCGGCGCCAAUCGCGUGUGGACUUGCAAGAUCAUUGCCGUGCGUGGCAUUCUGGACAGUAAUCAGACCGAACUGGACCUUGGUAGCCAGAACCUUCAAGAUCCCGAAACCAUUUUACUAGACUAUGUGGAGAGUGGGGAUGGAUUUUAUCGUGAUGGCAGUUUUAUUCAACAUGAUACCAUCCCAUACCAUGGCGGUUAUGGUAAGAAUCUUUUCAAAGGCCUGGCGGACAUCAUCUACCUGUUACAUGGAUCGGCAUGGGAAUUGAAGGAUAAGCGAAUUAGCCAUAUCUAUGAAUGGGCUGUCAAUUCGUUCAUGCCCAUUGUUUGGAGAGGAGCCUUGUUUGCCAAUUUACGAGGCAGAGAGAUCAGUCGCAAAGACGGUACCGACUAUCAUGCAGCAGACGAUGUCAUUACCGGUAUGCUGCGUUUAAUUCAGAUCGCCAACGAUGAAAAAUUCGUCGCCAAACUGAAGAGCUGGGUCAAAUUCAACAUCGUCAGUGCUAGACCAUGGCAUGAUUAUCUGGAUGCAGCACCUGGAAGUUUGUACAGAGCAGCUGCCGAUAUCAUUCACGACAAAAGCGUCAUUCCACUAGAAGAUUUGAGCGAAACCGUGUGGAUGAAAAAAUCCGACCGUGCUUUCAUGCUUCGAUCCACCUAUGCUUUAGCUCUCAGUAUGAGCUCUGAUCAUGUUUCCACGUACGAGUGCCUCAACCACGGCAAUCUUAAAGGAUGGUACACCGGAUCAGGAAUGACAUUGCUUUAUAACGAUGAUCUUGGUCAAUACAACGACGGCUACUGGGCGACGGCUGAUAUGUACCAUGUUCCUGGCGUCACUGCCCAUUUAAGAGUGCGUAAACCUUGUUCUGGCAGUCGAUAUGUGAGCCAAGACGGCCGAACGUAUGGAUCGACUUCAGGCCAACAUGCUUCGAUUGGUAUGCAGUAUCUCUCAUGGGGAAGGACCGUGAAUGCAACGAAAUCGUGGUUUUUCCUGGACAAUGAGAUCGUCUGCCUGGGAGCGGGUAUCAGCGGCAUUGGAGAGACGCAUACUACCAUUGAUCAGAGACAAAUUUUGAGUCAAAGACGAAUUUAUCUGGAUGGGAUUGAGAUGCCACACGAAAGCACCUUUAACAAAACGUUUUCUCCCCACACACUGCAUACCGUUCAACUACAAAGCAAUGUGGAAGAGGCGUCCGACAUUGCCUACAACGUCUACCAUGUCUCAGAAAACCUCAUUUUGAGUAAAGAUGAUAGAACCGGUUCAUGGAUUGAUGUGAACAAUGGGCAUGUUAUACAGGAUACCACGCCUUUCCAACGCAAAUACGUCACUUUGUAUAUCGACCAUGGAGACUCGCCUGUCAAUGCAUCCUAUAUCUAUAGCAUUCGACCCAAGCCUGAACUUAUCCCACAUUUAAGGACAUUCCAGGUGCUUUCCAAUACCGAGGCAGUACAAGCUGUUCAAUCCGUCGAUAAGCGCGUGACAGGAGCUGUGUUCUAUGAAAAGGCUCAAGUGCCUGAUAUCUUGACCGCUAGCACUGCCUGCUCCAUCACGCUCACGGCCAGCGAGACCGACGGCUACGUCAAGGUGGCCAUCGAGCUGCCCGCCACGCCUGACGAACCGGCAUAUUUUCACUUCAAGCAGUUGGCGCCAUACCAUUUGCGCAGCGAAGUGGACGGCAUCACGGUUCUCGCGACAGGCAAGACCGGGAUCCAACUUGCCAUGACGCGAGCUUCGGUUGUCCUGGACUUUGUUCUCCACUAGAGUUUUUAAACCCGAAAUGUACAUGUUCUUCUUUGUCAGCAGCCUUUUUUUCCCAACCUUGUUUUCGUACAUACCACCCUUUCUCUCUUGAUACCUUUUAAUCUCGACCUUUCUUAGCCCCUCAUAAUCAUCACCACUUCUUUUCUGUCAAAAUCCUCAUUGUUCAAGUAAACUUACUCUUGCCAGUAAAUACCAAGUCAAAGUACU
This is a messenger RNA of Umbelopsis ramanniana AG, 2705 nucleotides long. RefSeq lists its product as uncharacterized. The coding region runs from base 90 to 2498 and encodes 802 amino acids. The transcript is spliced from 4 exons. Gene Ontology annotation, cellular component: extracellular region. The record is from RefSeq and is a predicted model, not a curated record. Lineage: Eukaryota; Fungi; Mucoromycota; Umbelopsidomycetes; Umbelopsidales; Umbelopsidaceae. Gene Ontology annotation, molecular function: carbohydrate binding; lyase activity. Gene Ontology annotation, biological process: carbohydrate metabolic process.